AUGGCAACAACAGAGACAACACCUCGUUAUCGAAAUUUUUCAAAUAAUAUGCCAUCACCAUUAAAUUCAAAUCCUCAUGCAUCAUCAUUAAUAACUGUUGAAAAAGAACCUGAGCGUGAUCCUGAAUAUGAUUGUUUUAUGUGUCGCCAAUCACAUGUUUAUAUUAAACCAAUUGGUAUGCAACAAGAACGUCGUGUAGCACGUCAUCAUCCACCAUCGUUAUCACGUGCAGAAAUAGAUGCAUUAAGUCGAAAGAAAAAUUUAACAAAACAAGAAGCAAGAAAAUUAUUACAAUGUUAUUUUCCUGAAAUAAAAAAUGUUAAAUAUUUUCAAUUACACAAAUAUCAUUCAUGUUGUUAUGAUCCAAGACAUUUAAAUUUAUGUAAAAAUCAUAUAACUGCAUUACAACAUGAACGUGAACAAUAUUGUGAUCAUCAUUAUCAACAUCAAAAUCAAUAUGAAAAUGAUGAAAAUCGUGAUAAAGAUUAUGAAGGAGAAGACGAACCACAUAAUAGAGUUAGUUUUGUACGAAUUAAAAUUGAACCAACCAAAGGUAUACCAACAAGAUUUCUUGGUCCAGCAGCUUUGCCUGAAUCACUUGCUAAUAUGCUUAUCAAACAGGUUAAUCGCCUAGAAAAUAAAAAGGUACCACCAUCAUUUAAUUCAAAUUAUACAAUAGAACCAUAUAAUGUUAGACGAGUAAACAUUCCUCAUGGUUCAGAUGAUGAUAAUGAUGAAGACGACGGCGAUGAUGAUGAUGAUCAAACGACACAUGUUAAAGGUAAAAUAAUGUCUGAAUCAACUGUAAAUUAUGUAAAUAAUAAGCAAGAAAAACUAAAAUUAGAAAAAAAAGCAACAAAUGGUGACUUAAUAGUUGAAGAUUUAGAUGAAUUAAAUCGUUUAUAUAUUAAUCGUCAAAAUCCAACAGACAUUGAUGAAAAUUCAGAUUUUUUUUCGAAACCAUUAAAAAAGAAAAAACGAAAAAAAAGUACAAAGAAAAAAAAUCUUCAUGAAAAUCCUAAAUCAAAAUUAAAACAUUGGGAAUUAUUGGCAUUAGAACAAAACAAAAUAAAAGACACAUGUAAUUGUCGUCAUCAUGUUAUGCAUGUUGAAGAUAAUCAAGUUGUUUACGAUUGGUGUCGAUGUAAAGAUCAUCAACAUAGAGAAAUAAUGGAAAGACGUAAAUCAAUUGCACCUCCACCUCCACCACCAUCACCACCUCCUCAACAAUCAACUGCACCUCCUCCACCACCUCCACCAAAACCACGUCCAAAACCACAUAAAGUACACAAAAAAUCAAUUGGUAUCGAUGCAACACAACCAACAUCAACUGAAGUUGCCCUAGCUUAUGAUCCGUCGGCAGUUGAUUAUGAUAUGAUUCAAGAAGUAAUCUAUUAUCGAACAGCAUCGGGACGAUUGAUCAAACCUGAAACAAGUAAUGCUUUUACUUAUGAUAGUCUACCUUCAUCAAUGAUGAUCAAUCAUGAACAACCAAGUCCAAAUAAAGCUGAAGUUUUAUAUAUGACACCUAAUGGUAAAUUACAACCACUCGAAGGUGGCGGACGGAAUCGAGGAAAAACAAAGACAAUUAUUCUAUCAAAACCAGGUUCAUUAUAUAAUGGUGAAGCAUUGAUUGACACUAAACAUACAUCAUCAAAUAAUCGAACUUCAAAUACUAUGCCUGUAUUAAAAUUACCCUCAACAUCAAAAUCAUCAAGACAACAUUCACGUGAUAAUAAUAGGGAAUAUCAACCGACAGAAUUUACAUUGGCGACAUUUUCUUCUGAUAAAGCUGUAGGUACACCUGAUUCACAACGAAAUUUAGGAACUGUUCCAAUGUUAAUGCAAAAGAGUACAAAACCAACUUAUAGUAAUCAAAAUCCAACACCAGAUUAUGGACGUGAAUCAAGUGUUGUUGCUAGUCGUCGUUGGUUUGAUCAACCACUUGGUGAUCAAAAUUUACGUCCAGUACAUGAUGGUCAAUAUGGUUUAAUUGCUGGUACAUCAACAGAUACAUAUCAAACUAAAGCUGAAUUAUCUGAAAAUUAUAAUAAUAAUACAAAAUCAAAUGCACCAAAAAAUACAAGCAAUUGCACAAUAUCAUAA
Rotaria sordida is the source of this 2106-nucleotide messenger RNA. NCBI's taxonomy places the organism in Eukaryota, Metazoa, Rotifera, Eurotatoria, Philodinida, Philodinidae. The record is from the annotation of a GenBank genome assembly.